This is a messenger RNA of Scaptodrosophila lebanonensis, 1182 nucleotides long. It is a transcript of the gene Hug, whose product is annotated as protein hugin. Lineage: Eukaryota; Metazoa; Arthropoda; Insecta; Diptera; Drosophilidae. The transcript is spliced from 3 exons. Bases 159 to 782 code for a protein of 207 amino acids. The record is from RefSeq and is a predicted model, not a curated record.
CCUUUUAAGCUAGAGCCACGCUCGUUUCACAUUACGACGCGCCAUUGAGCUGAUAACUUGCUACUUGGUGUACGGCUCAGUUUGUCGGCUGAGUGUGAAUAAGUUUGGUCCGAAUUCGCCAUAAAACGCGCUUUACCGCCGCCUACCUGUUUUCAGUUAUGUGCAGACUGAAUUAUGGUACAUUGCUGCUAAUCGCGGCCUCUUUUUACGUUGCUAUUUGCAGUCACGCCAAGCCCAUGCAGAGCGCACAAAAACUGGAUUUACCAAAUCGUAUCAGAGGUGGUCCUGGAGGUGGAACGGCCGCCCACAGCACAGUGCUGUCGGAAGCGCGUCAAAAACGCGCCAUGGGCGAGUACAAGGAAUUAAAUGACAUUAUUGAUGAGCUGGAGGAGAACAAUUUGCAGGCGCAGAAGAGCCUGGCUAUGGCUUCGCCACUAUCGACAGCACAGCUGCAGCAACAACCACAGCAGGAAUAUGACUUGGACAACAUGCCGCCACUGACCUAUUACCUGUUGUUGCAAAAGCUACGGCAAUUGCAAAAUAGCAACGAGCCCGCCUACCGCGUGCGAACGCCACGCCUGGGCCGUAGCAUUGACUUUCAGCAGCUCCUGGACGCCAGCGGAGUCGGCGAUGAGGAGAUGAGCGUGGGAGGAGGUGGUGGCGGAGGCCUGGGUAUACAGUCCCGGCAGUUCGUGUCGCGCAUGAUGAAGAAAUCGGUGCCGUUCAAGCCGCGUUUGGGCAAACGUGCUCAAGUGUGCGGUGGCAGCAGCAGUAGUGAUUGAGUCAUGGCAACGGCAAGGACACAGCAGGCGACAGAGCGACGACGACAACGACAAGCCCUUGGACAAGGUUGAGGUUAAAUGGCAUUCCAUACAUUUCAUACACACAUGAAAACUCAUGGGCAUGCUGUUAUUAUUUUUAUGAUUAUAAUGCCUAGAAGUCUUAUGUUUCAGUAUUCAUUGGACGACUAAAAUUAUUCGAUAACAUAUUUAAAAAGCCGCAGCAAUUAAAACAAUAAUUGACCGACGCGGGUCGCAUAUACGUGUACACAUAUUCUUAUAUACAUAUAACGCAUAUAUAAUAUGUAAACUGAUAUGUAUAGUCGACAAACGUUUGAGAGGAAUUAAUUAUACGCAAAAAUAUUUGUUUGAAUAAAUUGCAUCGCGCUCUUUUAUCCCAAAA